CCGGAGGGGGCUUUCAGAGGUGUUAGGUCGUGAGCGGCGGAGGUCGGACGGUGCCGACAGUAGCCAGCCCAUGGCUGUCCUCCUGCUGCUGCUGCUGCUGCUGCUGCUGCCGCCGCUGCUGUUGCUCAAGCGGCGCCUCUGGCCGCAAUUGCGCUGGCUUGCGGCAGACUUGGCUUUCACGGUGCGCGCCGUGCGCUGCAAAAGGGCUCUUAGAGCUCGCGCUCUGGCAGCGGCCGCCGCCGACCCGGAAGGUCCUGGAGGGGGCUGCAGCCUGGCCUGGCGCCUGGCACAACUGGCCAGGCAGCGCCCCGCGCACACCUUCCUCGUCCACGGCGGGCAGUGCUUCAGCUACGCGGAGGCGGAGCGCGAGAGUAACCGGGCUGCGCGCGCCUUUCUGCGCGCCCUGGGCUGGGAAGGGGGGCCAGGUGAUGGCGGCGCGAGGAGCGCUGGGGAAGGCGAGCAGGCGGUGCUUGCGGAGCGUGGCGGGAAUGGGGCAGCCAGUGGAGGAACCGCGGUCCCGCUGGAACCUGGGGUGACCGUGGCGCUGCUCCUCCCCGCCAGCCCAGAGUUCUUGUGGCUGUGGUUCGGGCUGGCAAAGGCGGGUCUGCGCACAGCCUUCGUGCCCAGCGCCCUGCGCCGGGGCCGGCUGCUGCACUGCCUCCGCUGCUGCGGCGCGCGCGCGCUUGUACUGGCGCCAGAGUUUCUGGAGUCACUGGAGCCUGACCUGCCCGCCCUGAGCGCCAUGGGGCUCUGCCUGUGGGCUGCCGGCCCUGUCACCCAUCCCGCAGGGAUCCGCGACUUGCUGUCUGAAAUGUCGGCUGAAGCUGAUGGGCCAGUGCCGGGACGCCUCUCUGCUCCCCAGAGCAUGACUGACACGUGCUUGUACAUCUUCACCUCGGGCACCACCGGUCUGCCCAAGGCUGCUCGAGUCAGUCAUCUGAAAAUCCUACAAUGCCAAGGCUUCUACCAGCUGUGUGGCCUCCACAAGGAGGACGUGAUCUACCUUGCUCUCCCACUCUACCACAUGUCUGGCUCCCUGUUGGGCAUUGUGGGCUGCCUGGGCAUCGGGGCCACAGUAGUGCUGAAGUCCAAGUUCUCAGCUGGUCAAUUCUGGGAGGACUGCCAGCAGCACAGGGUGACGGUGUUCCAGUACAUCGGGGAGUUGUGCCGAUACCUUGUUAACCAGCCCCUGAGUGAGGCAGAACGUGGCCAUAAGGUCCGGCUGGCGGUGGGCAGUGGGCUGCGCCCAGACACCUGGGAGCGUUUUGUGCGGCGCUUUGGGCCCCUACGGGUGCUGGAGACAUACGGGUUAACAGAGGGCAAUGUAGCUACGUUCAACUACACUGGACAGCAAGGUGCAGUGGGGCGCACCUCCUGGCUUUACAAGCACAUCUUCCCCUUCUCGUUGAUUCGUUAUGAUGUCACUACAGGGGAGCCAAUUCGGGAUACCCAGGGGCACUGUGUGGCUACAUCUCCAGGUGAGCCAGGGCUGCUGGUGGCUCCAGUAAGCCAGGAGUCCCCAUUCCUGGGCUAUGCGGGGGGUCCAGAGUUGGCCCAGGGAAAGCUGCUGAAGGAUGUCUUCCGGCCUGGAGAUAUUUUCUUCAACACUGGGGAUCUAUUGGUCUCUGAUGACCAAGGCUUUCUUCGUUUCCAUGAUCGUACUGGAGACACUUUCAGGUGGAAGGGGGAGAACAUAGCCACAACUGAGGUGGCAGAGGUCUUCGAGGCCCUGGAUUUUCUUCAGGAGGUGAAUGUGUACGGAGUCACUGUGCCAGGGCAUGAAGGCAGGGCGGGAAUGGCGGCCCUAGUUCUGCGUCCCCUCUACUCUUUGGACCUGGUGCAGCUCUACACUCAUGUUUCUGAGAACUUACCACCUUAUGCCCAGCCUCGAUUCCUAAGGCUUCAGGAGUCUUUGGCCACCACAGAGACCUUCAAACAGCAGAAGGUUCGGAUGGCAAAUGAGGGCUUUGACCCAAAUGUGUUGUCUGCCACCCUCUACGUUCUGGACCAGGCUGCGGGUGCCUACCUGCCCCUCACAUCUGCCCGGUACCGGGCUGUCCUGUCUGGGGACCUGCGAAUCUGAGACCUUCUGUAUCCAGUGUGCCUGGGGGUAUGUUGUGGGAUGGGGGUAUUGCAGGUGCCCCAGGGGCUGUCAGAGAUCUUUCAUAUACUAGGUUUGUGGUAAUAAAGGGUCUGGAGCCUG
Messenger RNA from Otolemur garnettii (small-eared galago), 2203 nucleotides. RefSeq names its product solute carrier family 27 member 3 (gene SLC27A3). The transcript has 10 exons. The record is from RefSeq and is a predicted model, not a curated record. The coding region runs from base 71 to 2083 and encodes 670 amino acids. Gene Ontology annotation, molecular function: long-chain fatty acid transmembrane transporter activity; long-chain fatty acid-CoA ligase activity. NCBI's taxonomy places the organism in Eukaryota, Metazoa, Chordata, Mammalia, Primates, Galagidae. Gene Ontology annotation, cellular component: mitochondrion; endoplasmic reticulum.